Messenger RNA from Daucus carota subsp. sativus, 552 nucleotides. RefSeq names its product VQ motif-containing protein 8, chloroplastic. The transcript has a single exon. NCBI's taxonomy places the organism in Eukaryota, Viridiplantae, Streptophyta, Magnoliopsida, Apiales, Apiaceae. The record is from RefSeq and is a predicted model, not a curated record. Bases 1 to 552 code for a protein of 183 amino acids. Gene Ontology annotation, cellular component: nucleus.
AUGAGCCCUCUUUCGAAUGAUCUUGAUCGACCAGAAAGAGUGAUCAACGGUCCGCGUCCUUCGCCUUUGAAGAUCAACAAGCAUUCGAAUGCAAUUCAAAAACCACCACAUCAUCACCGAAAGCUCCCCGUGAUAAUUUACGUGCAUUCUCCGAAGAUCAUCCACACGAAACCUAGUGAUUUUAUGGCCUUGGUCCAAAAGCUUACCGGCUCAAUUCAACGAAACGAAAAUGCACUCAAUGAUCAAAACUCGAAUUCGAAUAAGAACUUAAUUGUUGGUGCAAUUUACAACGAGAAAGAAGAGUCAUCUUCAGGUGUUGCGGAUGAAAUGAAUGAUGCAAAUGGUGAUGUGAAAGAGGCUUCUUCUACGGUUCCUCCUGCGAAUCGUAAUCGCGAUUUUUUGAAUGAUUUUCCUUUAUAUACACCGAAUUAUUAUCCGGGUGAUCAUGUUUUGAGAUAUUCGGAUAUGGUGUUUCAAUCUCCGAACAUGGGCAAUAUGUUAACGCUUUCUCCAUCGUUCUUGGAGGUGAUGAAAGAUCUUCCCCAAUAUUAA